AUGAGUUCCGCUUCCUCCCGCAUCGCGCACCACCACAUGUUCUACCCUAAGGUUAAGGCAGGUGGUGGGGGUUUCAUGCACGGCAGCAGGGUCGCCGCCCCGUCGUCGGUCGACUGGUGGCAGAAGGGCGCGGUGACUGCCGUCAAGGACCAGGGGCAGUGCGGUAGCUGCUGGGCCUUCUCAACGAUCGCAGUGGUGGACGACAUCAACGCGAUCCGGACCAAGAACCUGACGUCGCUCUCGGAGCAGCAGCUGGUGGACUGCGACACCGCCGACAGCCAUGGUGCCUUGAAUUGGUCAUACAAGGCCAUCAAACAAUUGGGCCAUUUAAGGGAAACGAGGUGCUCCCAAAAGAACCCUUUGGACUACCUGGACACUCUUUGUUGA
Aegilops tauschii subsp. strangulata is the source of this 387-nucleotide messenger RNA. The record is from RefSeq and is a predicted model, not a curated record. Lineage: Eukaryota; Viridiplantae; Streptophyta; Magnoliopsida; Poales; Poaceae.